GAAUAAGCGUGAAAAUAGUUAUCAAAAUGUCUGACCAAUACCUACUAGGAUUGAUUGUCUUGAAGAUAAAAAGCCCACACUGUGCGCGCGUGAGAUAGAGAGAAAGGCCAGCGGGAGAGGAGAGAGUUUUUUGACAUAAUAAACAAGAAAAGAGGGCAGAAGGAAAGAUCUUUAAAAGUCCCGUGAAACUCUUGGCGUGUGGAUCUCCUAAUGCAGAAAGGUGUCGGAUCGAAGGAAAAUUGCCUACGCGGUCGUGGCGAAAAGCAACGAAAAUUGUGCGAACCAAUAGGAAAACUGUGUUGAUCUUACGAUAAGGUGUUGAUUUUCAAUCAACGGAAGCGGUUUUCCCCGGAGUAGGCUUAGAAAACGACGGAUUUACGCCGGAAAACUCGACCUAAAAAACGCGAAAGAAAAAUUUCCACAUUGGCACCCGUCUUCUGGCGAAAAGAAAAAAGAGAAGGAAAUCUCGAGAGUGAAGUGGACCUCUUUUCGUGGAACUGACUCUGAUUCCUCAGUUCAAGUCUCAGGCAGGCAGUCAGCGGCAGCAGUUAAGCGAGCGAGUGUGAGGUGCAAGAAUUCGAAGAGAACUAAGUGAAAGACGCCAAAGGGAAAGAAGCCAUCGAACGGCAGCUGCCAGAGCUAGUAGCGUUACGCGGCGACCGCGGAGGGAAGAAUCGAGGACAGUUAGUCUUGAGUUCGUGGCGUUCCGAUUUUCUUUCCGUCAAGUUUUUUUCUCUAUACCUCGGUAACGACGAUUCGGUGCCAGUGCUAGUGCCAGUGUGGUGGUGCGGUUAGUGUCGGUGAAAAACUUGAGUCAUCAGUUUUCCGAGUGCUUCGUGGAAUAUGACCUCCCCCCAGUGGAAGUGUAGGAGGUAGAAAUCUUUCACAACAACCGUGCGAUUUUUUCCGUAGGAAAUUUGAUCUUGGAGUUAUAAACGCACACAUAUAAAGUGGAAGCAGAAGCGGAAAAUAUCCAGGAACGAUGCCUCCAUCUUACUGCUCGGUCAUCGGAUGCUCGAACAGUCGGAGCCCUACGUGCAGUUUGUACUGCUUUCCCAAGGAUGAUGCUGUGUGCAAGCAGUGGGUCGAAUUCUGCAACCGGCCGGAGCUGUGGAAAAAGUAUGCCGAAAAUGGCCCCGAGUACCUGUACAAGAGUUCUCGAAUCUGCUCCGAUCACUUUCUGCCGAGCGAUUUCAACAAUCCAAAUCUUUUCAGUCAAGGGCUGAAAAAAGGUUCAGUGCCGACACAAUAUCCAGCCAGUAAAGAACCAAAGAAUCGUUAUAGUAUUGGCGGAAUUGGACUGGGGCUUGCUGGCGGUGGCGGCGGUGGUGGUGGUGGUGUUAGUGGCAAUAAUUCGCCACCCAACCAUCACAACAACAUCAACGAUAGCGAGUCACCACUCAUCAUGCCAAUGUCAACGAAGCGACCGCUGUCGUCGCAGCCUUCAGCGCAGCAGCCGGUUGCCAAGCAGCGAAGAUCGGUCCCCGCCGCCCUCAACCUCAGCACCAACAAUAGCACCAACAACAGCCAUGCUACCGUGAGCGGUGCGCUAGCCGGACUGAUCCAACGCCAGCAGCUGAAAGAGCAACAGCGGAAAGCGUUCGCUGCAGCCCUACAGCUCCAACAUCGACCGAACCAGCAACAGACACGAUCGCUGCUGGCCUCGCUGAAGCAAAAACCCAACUCAAAUAACAACAAUAAUAACAACAACAACAACCACAUCAGCAGCAACAACAAUAAUAACAAUACCAGCAGCGGCAAACUGGCAGCUGUUGCGGCACAGGAAAAGCUCGAGGAUGAACGGGGGUACGGCAUCAACUACGUGGACAUGGACGGAGGAGAUUCCUCCGAGUAUGAAUCGGGCCUGCAGAGUGCAGUGGAGAAGGAACUGGCCGCCUACAAGCAGCUGCAGCAGAUGAAGGCCGUCAAGGCAGCAGCGGCGGUUAUUCCGGCGUCCCUGAAAGCCGAGCUAACCGUAACACCGGCGGUAAACCACAGCACCAGCAAUGGCCACUCUUUACUAAACGGUACGAUCAACUACAAGGAAAAGUACGAGCAAACGCUGAAGGAACUGUUCGCCUGUCGCAAGAUCGUCAAGAACCAGAACAACGCCAUCAAGCAGCUCCAGGGUGAGAUAGAUUUCCUCAACCAGCUACUGAAGGAGAAAUGAUGCCCUUUGCUAGCGGUCGGCAGGGGGCCCAGUAGCAAUAGCGGCAGUAGCAGCAGCAGCAGCCGGGUGCCAAUGGUUUUCUAGGUCUAGGUCGUAUCUCGAGUGUGGCGGAAGAAACUUUGUUUCUCUUUGUAUUAUAAAUUGCGUGUGGCCACACCGCAAACAUUUAGCUUUAAGUAUUUGGUUUAAAACAGAACGAUAGUUUACGUCCUUUCCUCUUUUAGUGCCAGUAGAGUUUUGUUUCUUUUUAAACUGUACUUUCUUGCUAGUGACAUCACAAUACACUAGCCACGUAGUUACCAUUUUAGCACCAUUUCAAAACCAGCACAAUUAUUAAAUCGUUUUUCGAAAUCUUAGUUUGUAACUGCCGUGUUUUAUGCUAAACAGAUGUGGGUAACCCUUACAAAAUAGUCAAUAGUAUGGUUCUCUUCUGCAUGAACAACAUUCCGAUUGUGAGUAAACUGUUUAGCACAUGCAAUCUCUUGAGAAAUAUAUUUAUCAUAGGGCUUUUUGCAGGUUACAAGAGUUCUUGCUUUUAAAGAUAUAGUUUUGGGUCUUGUAUGUUAGCGGUAAAAUAUCAAAGAUAAUUUCAGCGGGGGCAGACACGACAUAUAUUUACUAAGCAAAUUCCCCCAAAACGCCGAAAUCAUCCUCAUAGUCAAAAACUAAACACAGUAGUAUUCGCUCCGAAUCGCAAAGGUUGAUUUCGAGAGACAGUUAUACGAAAACAAAACAGGAGAAGUAUGCGCCUUGAAACCAGUAAAUUUAGGGUAAAGUAAAAUCAAGCUUAGUAGCAAACUUUUACACGGAACAAAUGAAAACGGAGGUUUCGCCACGACAAAAAAAAAACAAACUUUGAUAAGCUCUUCUAGUUGGUAGAACAAGAAAUGUAUAGUAGUAAAACUAGCUGACGUAAGGUAACCUGUACAGAUCGUUCGGCUCGUUUCGAUCGAGUGACAAAGGCACCCAAAAAAACAAAAA
Molecule: messenger RNA, 3151 nt
Organism: Wyeomyia smithii (pitcher-plant mosquito)
Lineage: Eukaryota; Metazoa; Arthropoda; Insecta; Diptera; Culicidae
Product: ras guanine nucleotide exchange factor P-like
Exons: 4
Coding region: 983-2170 (395 amino acids)
Molecular function (GO): sequence-specific DNA binding
Source: RefSeq, a predicted model, not a curated record